This is a messenger RNA of Scomber japonicus (chub mackerel), 1402 nucleotides long. RefSeq names its product protein phosphatase, Mg2+/Mn2+ dependent, 1Nb (putative) (gene ppm1nb). NCBI's taxonomy places the organism in Eukaryota, Metazoa, Chordata, Actinopteri, Scombriformes, Scombridae. The record is from RefSeq and is a predicted model, not a curated record. Gene Ontology annotation, biological process: protein dephosphorylation. Gene Ontology annotation, molecular function: magnesium ion binding; manganese ion binding; protein serine/threonine phosphatase activity. The transcript is spliced from 6 exons. The coding region runs from base 1 to 1290 and encodes 429 amino acids.
AUGAGGACAUCCAGGAAGGGCAGCGUGGAGAUGCCUGCGUUUGUGCGUCAGCUGGUGAAAGAGACUGAAAAGAGGGUCAGCUCUUUCUUCAAAGGGGGCCGUGGAGGAGCAGCAGAGGGAGAGCAGCCAGGGGAGGGGGAGAAAGAGGAGGUUAUCCCCAGCCCCUAUCUGGACCGGCCGGUCUUGGACAAGCUGACAGAGGAGGGCUGUGCCCGCUGGGGCCUCACCUAUGCCCUGGGAAGCAUGCAGGGCUGGAGGGCCAACAUGGAAGACUUUCACAAUUGUGUGCCACAGCUAGGUGGAGAGCUGGCUGACUGGAGCUUCUUUGCUGUGUUCGAUGGUCACGCAGGCAGCACGGUGGCACAAUACUGCUCCCAGCACCUCCUGGGUCACAUGCUGGCCACAGGUGGAAUGGGACCAGAGGACGACCCAGAAAGGGUGAAAGGAGCCAUCACAGAGGGCUUCCUGCAAACAGACAAGCACCUCCACUCUGUGGCACGCCGUGAAGGAUGGGAGAGAGGUGGCACCACCGUGGUAGCCACUUUGAUCUCACCAUAUUACAUCUACUUCGCCAACUGUGGUGACUCGAGGGCCAUGCUGUGUCGCUCUGGCCAGGUUUGCUUCUCCACUGAGGACCACAAACCUUACUGUCCUCUGGAGAAAGAGCGUAUCGAGAGCGCAGGAGGCUCCGUGUCCAUCCAACGGAUCAAUGGCUCCUUGGCAGUCUCCCGUGCCCUGGGGGACUUCAGCUACAAGGGGGCAGAGAACCGGACACCCAGCCAGCAGAUGGUCUCACCAGAGCCAGAGGUGUGUGUGGUGGAGCGCUCUCCAGCAGAUGAGUUCCUGGUGCUCGCCUGUGAUGGGGUGUGGGACACCAUCAGCAACGAAGAGCUGUGUGCUUUUAUCCACAACCGGCUGCGUGUCUGCACUGACCUGAGAGAUGUCUGCACUCAAGUUAUUGACCUCUGUCUCUAUAAGGGCAGUUUGGACAACAUUAGCAUCAUCCUGCUCUGCUUCCCUGGAGCCCCCCAGCUGUCAGCAGAGGCACUGCACCAGGAGGCUGAGCUAGAGGACCUGCUGGAGUCAAAAGUAGCAGAGAUUUAUGAUGAGCUGUGUGCCAGAGGAGAGGAGCCUGACCUACUGUCCGUCCUCACAGUCCUCGCAUCCACCGUCAUCCCUGGUUUACCACCAGGUGGAGGCAUACAGAGCAAAAGAAACUGCAUUAUUUCUGCUUACUAUCAACAAAGAGAGACACACAAGCCCACACCAAAUGGACUGGGAGGCUCCUGAGAAGCCCGGCUGCAUUUUGCCACAAAGGAUGGAGGGACUGUAAUUAAUGUCAGUAUUAACUGUUGUCUUCAUGUGUGCAAUUUGACAAAAAGGGAGAUGUCAAAAAGACAGG